Messenger RNA from Hibiscus syriacus, 354 nucleotides. RefSeq names its product expansin-A8-like. Gene Ontology annotation, cellular component: extracellular region. The record is from RefSeq and is a predicted model, not a curated record. Lineage: Eukaryota; Viridiplantae; Streptophyta; Magnoliopsida; Malvales; Malvaceae. The transcript has 2 exons. Gene Ontology annotation, biological process: plant-type cell wall organization. Bases 1 to 354 code for a protein of 117 amino acids.
AUGGUGGUGUCCUUAAUUCACCACGACCAGCAAUUUUACAAUGUGUUUGACAGCAUGAUGGUAAAGAAAGGAGGAAUCAGGUUUACAAUCAAUGGUCAUUCUUACUUCAACUUGGUCCUCAUUACAAAUGUUGGUGGUGCUGGAGAUGUCCAUUCAGUAUCAAUCAAGGGUUCCAAAACAGGAUGGCAAUCAAUGUCGAGGAAUUGGGGCCAAAACUGGCAGAGCAACUCUUACCUCAACGGUCAAAGUCUGUCGUUCCAAGUCACCACAAGCGAUGACAGGACUCUGACCAACUACAACGUGGCACCUGGAAAUUGGCAGUUUGGUCAAACAUUUGAGGGUGGUCAGUUUUAG